Molecule: messenger RNA, 1184 nt
Organism: Fusarium verticillioides 7600
Lineage: Eukaryota; Fungi; Ascomycota; Sordariomycetes; Hypocreales; Nectriaceae
Exons: 5
Coding region: 91-969 (292 amino acids)
Source: RefSeq, a predicted model, not a curated record
AACCCCGCCAAAACCUCGCCCAAGAACAACCCGUAAGCACCCAAUACUCACAACCAAUUCAACCAACUCAUUCUCAAUUCACACGCCAAAAUGUCUUCCCUCGCAAAAACAAUCGUAGCAACCGGCGUUUCAUCCGGAAUCGGCUUCGAAGCAAUCAAGCAGCUCCUCAGCCAGAGUCAACCAUACAGAGUCAUCCUCGGCGCACGCAACACCAAGAAUGCACAGAAAGCUUACGAUGAGCUCAAGUUUGACCGUGAAUCUCAUGGAGUCACUGUUCUUCCGCUGGAGUUGAAUGAUUUGAAGGGUGUCAAGUCUUUUGCGGAGCAGACGCUUGAUAAGAUUGGUAGAGAGAAGAUUGAUUACUUGUUACUCAAUGCUGGAUUGGGAGGUGUUGCUGCUGAGGGGCCGGGACCACAUGGGUCGAAGUGGUGUGAAUCCCAUGUUGUGAAUCAUCUCUCGCAGCAUUAUCUCGUACAUCUCUUGAGGGAAAAGCUGGUCGAGUCCAAGUCGAGGAUCGUGUUCGUUUCGUCCGGCGCAAUUCGACGAGUCUCUGAUCCCAGCGUACUCGACACAGAACUCAAAGCCGGAUCUGGUGCCUCCGCCAGCACGACAUACUGCAACACCAAAUUCACCGGCCUUCUGGGCGCACAGUGGUGGCGUCGCCAACUUGCCGAUAACAACGACGUGGUCGCUGUUUCACCAGGUCUCAUCCCUGGUACAGGUCUCGCGAAUCGUAUGGGCAUCAAAGCUGAUAUGGCUGACGCAAAGUCGAUCCCUGAGGGUGCACAAAGUGUCCUUGCGGCUAUGACGCGAAGUGACUUCCCUGAGGAUCGUGAUCGGAUCUUCUUGACGAGUUGGGGUGAGUGGUGGGAGAAGAGUGUCAUUGAGAAGUCGACAGAUAAGCAGUUGCAGGAUAAGUGGUGUCCCAGUAAGGAGGAGAUUGAGCGCGAGGUUGGCAUCUCAUCUUAGGAAUCGAUUCUUGGGGCAUUGACUGUGUACUACGGACGAGAGUAAACUUGUCAAAGAGCACACCAAGUUUAUCCUAAAGUGCCGCAAACUCGUAGAAAUACUUUCAUACUCUUGGGUCAGCACCAGUGAUCACUUCUGAAUAUUAGGUCAUCCACAUUAUCACAACAAGCUGUUUUGAGACUGCAUCAUUCAGGUUGUCUACGACGAAUAAUGCA